Parasteatoda tepidariorum (common house spider) is the source of this 1070-nucleotide messenger RNA. The record is from RefSeq and is a predicted model, not a curated record. Lineage: Eukaryota; Metazoa; Arthropoda; Arachnida; Araneae; Theridiidae.
ACUUAAUGUGUCUGAGGUCAGUGGAACACCAAAACAGGUACCCAAUGACUUCCUCACUGCCCUAUAUAGGCCAAUUCAAAACUUUUAAACCACAAACAAAGGCAAGCCUUGCACUUGAACUUGGAACGUUUUAUUCUUUUGCAUUUCAAUUGAGCUUUUGUAAUAUGAACGUUCUCUUUGCGGUUGGUGUCUUGUGUUUGGCGCCUUUUCAGGUAAAUGGCCAUGGAAGGAUGGUGGAACCCCCAGCAAGGAACACUAUGUGGAGAAUGGAUUUUGUCGCACCUGAAAAUUACGAUGAUACGGAAUUAUUUUGUGGUGGACUGAAGGUAACACACGAAGACAACGAUGGAAAAUGCGGACUUUGCGGAGAUCGUUAUGAUUUAAAGUUGCCUAGACCACAUGAAACAGGUGGAAACUUCACAUCUGGAAUAAUAGGUCGAACAUACCAGCCUGGCCGAAUCUUAGACGUGAUGAUUGAAAUUGUCGCCAACCAUAAAGGGUACUUUGAAUUUUCUCUCUGUGAAAGGAACGACCCAAAUGAAAGAGAAACCGAAGAAUGUUUUGAGAAAAGAAUUUUGAAACUGGCUGAUGGAACAGGUACCAGGUUUCAUAUUCCGAGAGAUGACAAUGGAUUCUAUGUGGUACCCAUUGAAAUACCCAGAGAUGUCAGUUGUUCCCAUUGCAUUUUGAGAUGGCACUGGAGAUCGGCGAACAACUGGGGCGAUUGUGACAAUGGCACGAAGGCUGUUGGGUGCGGGGCACAGGAACUCUACCGCAACUGUGCAGAUAUUUCUGUUCUUGCUGGGGCAGGAGUGCGUGGUUCUGCUGCAUUUAAUCCGAGACCGCGAGGGCCAAAGACAAUGAAGAAAUACCACAAAUUCCAUUCCAAAAGCAUUCCAUACCAUCGCAGACGAUAGUUUGGAUAAUCAACUAAUGUUAUUUAUAAAGAGUACAAUAGAAUGAAUGCAUCAUACUGAUGUUCAAGACUCGAGCUGGUCUUGAGUUGUGAUACUUGAUUUGUUCCAUUUGUGGGGAAACGAACUGAUUAAAUUUGUUUUGUUUGAAGUGAC